AUGUGGAAUGAGGCGGGUCAACUCGAUGCUUCUCUGCUGCCAUGGCUGGCCAAGUGCCGAGAUGUCGAAUUCUUCAAUGCGAGUGAUGGCAGGAACAAGCUGCCAGCUUGGGCCUGGCAUUCUUUGGAAAGGGCCACUUGGCCGAACCUGAGGGUGGCGAAGUUCCGGGAAUGCUUCGAUAAGUACAGCAAGGAAGUGGACGGAGCCCCUGCCGUGCUGCAGCUGCUGGCACGCAGCCGGCACCUGGAAGUCAUCGAUCUCGAGGAGUGUGGCCACAUCGCAGCGGAGGCUUGGGAGGUGCUGCGGGAGGCACAGUGGAUGGAGCUGAAGGAAGCUGAUUGGUGGGACUGCUUCAGCACAGGUAAACCAGCAUGCGAGAAGGCUGGUGUGGUAAUGCAACUCAUGUCACGCUGCGAGAGCUUGGAGAAGAUUAGUUUGAGGUCGUGCAAUGGCAUAUCAGAUGAGGAUUUCAAGUUGCUGGGCGCAGCCUCAUGGCCCGAGUUGAGGGAGGCCAAUUUUGAUGACUGUUUCGAAGCUUUGACUCGGCAGACGGUGCUGCAAGCGCUGAGCCGCUGCCGAAAGCUGGAGAGCUUGGACUUCACAUGCAGACCCACUGCGGAAGAUCUGCUGGAGCUGCCCAGCGGCUGUUGGCCCAAUCUGAAACUUGAAAAGUGCAGGGGCUUCCAGUGCGAAACAUGGGAUGAAGAUGGUCUUGUGACAGUGAAUGAAGAGGAAACGCUUGCCCUACGCAGGCAGCUGCAGCGCCUCCGAGAAGCAGAUCUGAAGGAAGCGGCCGACAGCAGUGGGUUGUCCAUCCACAUCGAAGAGCCCACAGCGGACGUGCCUGAUGUUGCAGCACCAGGCACAGAUGAAGAAUCGCCGCAAGUGCCCGGUGGUGCUUUGCCCGAUCUCAACUCUGACGAUUUCGAUGGUUCCGAGGAGCAGUUGGAUCUCACCUUGCAGGAGUCAGAGCAGAACCAGGCCAACAGGUUGUCCAUCCAACCUGAAGAACCCUUUGGGCAGGUGGAGAAUGCAAGGGCCAAGAAGGCCAAAGCCAGCAAAUUUCGUGGAAAGGCGAAGAGAGCUAACAUUAAAGUCAAAGCUAAGACGAAGGCCAGAAAGGCGGCAGUAGAUGAGAUGAGUGCCAGAGAAAGCAUUUCCACUGAAGUUGUUGAAGCAGCACACGCCACGGAGGAUGAGGAGGAGCCGCUUGCGCAAGAUGCAACGCCAAAGCUUGGCAAAACGUGA
Molecule: messenger RNA, 1248 nt
Organism: Symbiodinium natans
Lineage: Eukaryota; Dinophyceae; Suessiales; Symbiodiniaceae
Source: the annotation of a GenBank genome assembly